AUGGAGGCGCUCCGCACCAUGUGCGGCGCGCUCAUUCCGUCCCUGCCGGUGACGGCGGAACGGAUCCACGGCGACAGCGACGGCGGCGGCCGCAAGGAUCUCGAGCGGUUCUACCUCGCCUCUGCGGCCGACGGUACCAUCCCCGAAGAGGUCGCGGAGCUGGUCACUCGAUGCGUUUGGGAGGCGGUGGUGCUGGUGAACGUCGUGCUCUGGAUCCUGAGCACCAAGGUGGGCACGUUGGCUCUCUGUGGGCGACUCUGCAUCUCCGGCAAGUUCCCCUACGUCCGCAAGUUCGCGGACAUGCCAGUGGAGCGGCGAGAGCAAGCGAUGACGCGGUGGAACAAGGCGCGGUGGUGGUUCCCCCUCAAAAUCACCUUCGUUGUCAUCAAGAUCCUCUCGCACUACGCGUUCUACACGACGGUAAACGACGACAGGGACAACCCGUCCUGGAAAGCAAUAGGAUACAGCGUGCCGGAGCCGGACGUGGACAGGCCACGGGAAGAAGGUCGAACGGAAGUAGCGCCGUCGCCGCGGCCACUGGACAGUGGCAUCGUGGAGACCAGAUCCCUGAAUGACGCCACGCUGCUCAGGUCACUCACGGAGCGAGGACUGGCGGUGAAAGCAGACGUGUCGGCCGCGCACCACACUGUGCGAUGCGACGUCGUCAUCGUCGGUUCAGGCUGCGGAGGCGGCGUGGCCGCCGCCGUGCUGGCGGCUGCGGGGCACAAGGUCAUCGUCGUGGAGAAGGGGGACUACUUCACAGCCGAGAGCUACACCUCCGUGGAGGGCCCGUCCAUGGAGCGCCUCUACGAGAAGGGAGGCAUCUUCUGCACGUCCAACGUGACGACCAUCAUGUUCACGGGCACCACGGUCGGCGGCGGGUCCGCGAUCAACUGGUCGGCCAGUAUCCGCACGCCGGAGUGGGUCACGCAGGAGUGGGCGCGCGAGCAUGGGCUCCCGAUGUUCGGGAGGCCCGAGUACGUGCAUGCCAUGGACGCGGUCUGCGCCCGGCUCGCGGUGACCGGCGGGUGCCGGGAGGAGGGGUUCCAGAACAAGGUCUUGCGCCGUGGCUGCGAGGCGCUCGGGCUACGCGGCGACGCCGUGCCGCGCAACUCGUCGGAGGGCCACUUCUGCGGCAGCUGCCACCUCGGCUGCCCCACCGGCGAGAAGCGUGGCACCGACACGACGUGGCUCGUCGACGCGGUCGCGCGCGGCGCGGUCAUACUGACAGGCUGCAAGGCCGAGCGUUUCAUACUCGAGAGCAACCCCGGUGGCGUCGAGAACGGCCGGAGCAAGAAGUGCGUGGGCCUGGUGGCGGCGUGCAUGAGCGACGGCAUCACCAAGAAGCUGCGCAUCGAGGCCAAGGUUUCCGUCUCGGCGUGUGGCGCGCUCAUGACGCCACCUCUGCUCCGUAACAGCGGGCUCAAGAACAGGCACAUCGGCCGCAACCUUCACCUGCACCCGGUGUCUAUGGCGUGGGGCUACUUCCCGGACGGCACGCCGGAGGCGGCAGAGCUCAGUGGCAAGUGCUACCAGGGCGGCAUCAUCACGACCAUGCACCGCGUGACCGGCCGCACCAUCAUCCAGACGCCGGCGCUGGGGCCAGGGUGCUGGGCUUCGCUGAUCCCCUGGGAGUCGGGCCGCGACAUGAAGGAGCGCAUGCUCCGGGCCGCGUGCGCUACGCCCCGAGCCGGGAAGACGUGGAGGAGCUCCGUCAACGGGCUGCGCCAGGCGCUGCGCAUCCUGGUGGCCGCCGGAGCGGCCGAGGUGGGCACCCACCGCAGCGACGGGCUCCGGCUGCGGUGCGACGGCGGCCUCCGCGACGAGGACCUGGAGGCGUUCCUCAAGGAGGUGACCGUAGGGAAAGGCCCCAUGCUCCCGGGGCCUGACACGUGGGCGCUCCACUGCUCGGCGCACCAGAUGGGCAGCUGCCGGAUGGGGUCCAGCCCGCAAGACGGCGCCGUGGACGGCCGCGGCGAGAGCUGGGAGGCGGAGGGGCUGUACGUGUGCGACGGCAGCCUGCUGCCCACGGCGGUGGGCGUCAACCCCAUGAUCACCAUUCAGUCCACCGCGUACUGCGUCUCCAAGGGCAUCGCGGAGUCUCUGGCGCGUGACAAGAAACAGUAG
This is a messenger RNA of Miscanthus lutarioriparius, 2127 nucleotides long. The record is from the annotation of a GenBank genome assembly. Lineage: Eukaryota; Viridiplantae; Streptophyta; Magnoliopsida; Poales; Poaceae.